Molecule: messenger RNA, 1407 nt
Organism: Trichoderma atroviride IMI 206040
Lineage: Eukaryota; Fungi; Ascomycota; Sordariomycetes; Hypocreales; Hypocreaceae
Source: RefSeq, a predicted model, not a curated record
AUGUCUGACUACGAUCGAGAUUACACCGGUGCAGUAGUCCAAUCAAGAUGGGUCCUUGAAGGUGAAAUCGGCGCCGGAGGCUUUGGCCAAGUCUAUAUAGCCACCGAUCUCACAACAAACAAAAUUGUCGCCGUCAAAAUCUCCCCCCUCAAAAUAACCCCCAACAGCAGCAGCAGCAGCAGUAGCGGUGGCAGCAACGAAGGCAGCCUCCAGCACGAAUCCGCCUUUUACAAAUACCUCGGCGAGCAGACCGGCAUCGCCACCCUCCACGACAUUGGCACAAACGACCUCUGGGGCAUCGACUUCAUGGUCUGCGACCUCCUCGGUGCUUCGCUGUGGUGUUUGCUCGGGCGCUGCGGGCACCGCUUCUCGCUCAAGACGACGCUCAUGCUAGCAGACCAGCUGAUUUCCCGCGUGGAGAUGCUGCACUCGAAGAAUGUCGUGCAUAGGGAUUUGAAGAUGGAGAAUAUCGUCAUGGGCUUUGGUAAGGAGGAUGGGAAGACGGCGUAUAUUCUCGAUUUUGGCUUGUCUGGCUAUUUUCGGCCACAGAGCGAUUACUUGACUGCGCCUGGGUACUAUAUUGCUGGGACGAUGGAGACUGCAUGCAUAGCAUGGCAUAUGCAUCGUCCCCAAUCUCCCAAAGACGACCUCGAAUCCCUCGCCUACGUGCUCAUCUACCUCUUCCGCGGCUACCUCCCCUGGACCUUCGAUCGCGUCUCCCUCUUUGAUUCCCACUUGUCCGAGCGUACCCUCAAGAUGAAGCUCUCCCUGCCCAUCGACAUCAUCUGCAAAGACAUGCCCUCCGAGUUUGCGCGACAUCUCAAAUACGCCCGGUCCCUCAAGUACGAGGACACGCCAAACUAUGGUAAGCUGCGGGACAUGUACCGACGACUGAUGCAGCGCAUGGGGUAUCAGUACGACGGCGUGUAUGACUGGGACUUGAAAGACAGGAAAAGUCACGUCACAAAGCAGCCGCCUGUUGAUGUAAUUCCAGCCUCUACACAAGGCAAACCAUUGGAACAAGAGAAACCUGUACCAAAAAGCGAUUCUUUGAUUCCAGAGACACCGUUGGUCCAAGACAAGCCUUCAGAACAAACCAGCCCUUUACCACAAAACAACCCUCUCAAGAGAAAGAACCCCUCAGAUGACAAAGAAAAUCAUCAACAAGAGGACAAACCCGAGGAAACCACACAACCCACCAAAAAGCGCAAAAUCAUAUUCAUCAAAGCAGCCGACAAAAAGCAGCCCGCACCAAAGCGUCGGGGCAGACCACCCAAACAAGCCGUCACAAAGAAUGCGCAAGAAGCGGUCAUGAUCACUAAAAAGGCCGCCCAGAACAAUGAGAUCACCGACCAAAGGGCUUGCCCGAGGAAGAAGCCGGCGGCUCGGAAGAAAGCUUGUAAAUAA